AAACAACUCAGUCUGUCAGUGUGCGCCGAGCGUUAGGAACAAGUCUCACUAGUCGGAUUUGCAGCCAGAGAGAGAGACACAUCGAGAGAAUCCAAGCAGGACAGGCGAGAAAUGAACUAUCUAAUGACUUGCCACAUCCGAGCACAUUCUCAAAUACCCUGCAACCGAGACCCAUGAAUAAGGAUUGCAAUAUUUUUUCCAUCCUGGAAAAUCUGGCAAUAAUUUUGUCAGUCUCGGCACAUUUGUAAAUUUGUGUCCAUUUGAAAUGCUUGUUUUUAAUUUGCAUUAAUUAGUUUCGUUUUGCUAAUCCCCCCCCCCCUUAAUUAUCUGGAUUGUUUGUUGCCCGUCUCAACAUUUCAAGUGCAUACGGAAUUAUUGGCAUCUAGGAGUCAAGCAGGAGAAUCCAAUUGGAGAACUAGAGGGGAGAAAGAGAAGCAGCGAGAUCUGUCCAGCAUCAAUAUGUUCUUCUGAAGAGGCGAGGAAAAGCUAAUUCCAAACCAUCAUAUUCUCGUCCUAAUUCGGCGGAAUAACAGAAUGAAGCGGGAGUGAAAAGGGAAUUGGAAAGAUAGGUCCAGUCUAAACCCCUCGGGAAAAAACAAUAAGCAUCACGAAAUACUGGAAAAGUAAACUCUUGCAGGGAAAAUUGCAGCAAAACGGCAGUGGGAAUUGAUAUUGCGGCGGAGUUUUGUCCAAGAGCUACUUUUCCCUAAAGACGUUUUUUGUGGAAUUCUCUCCUUAAAUCCACAUAGACAGCACAUUUGUUUAAUCUAUCCUCCCGUGUGUGUGUGUUUUAGCAGAUAUCCAUGCAGGCUCCCAAAACACGUUGUUCCUGAGCACACUGACGGAUUCACCUGAAGCACACACGCUUUGUUCGUGUCCAGAGAUCUCCAACCUCUGGGAGCGUAGCCUAUCCCACACAGCUUUGAUGGGAGUAAAUAGACGGAAUUCGGGAUUUCAAAUGGCGAGUCGGGGCUGUGAAAAUGGAUUGGGAAUUCUCCUGAUAUUCUUAGUGGAUUUACUCGGGAUCACGGCGACCAACAUGGAGCCCAUCUACUGGAAUUCCUUGAACAAAAGGUUUAGUGAUGAUAAGGGCUAUGUCCUGUACCCUCAAAUUGGGGAUCGCCUGGACCUCAUUUGCCCAGCGUCUGAGCCGCCCGGUCCCCGGUCCCCCGCCGAAUAUGAGUACUAUAAACUGUACCUGGUGUCGUCACGGGAACAGGCAGACAGGUGUGAAGUGACCGGAGCCCCCAACCUGCUUCUCACCUGCGAUAAGCCCAACAGUGAUAUGCGUUUCACCAUCAAGUUUCAGGAGUACUCACCCAACCUGUGGGGUCACGAAUUUAAAACCAAUCAGGACUACUUCAUCAUCGCUACAUCAGAUGGGACGCGUCAGGGACUGGAGAGCAUGAGAGGAGGAGUUUGUGCUAUACAGGGCAUGAAGGUGGUGCUGAAAGUGGGACAGAGUCCAUAUGGUCUGCCAGCCAAAUCUCCCAAACCUGACCCUGCGGACCGUAUCAACAACCCAAAUCCAGGUGCUGGAAACAACACACAUCCCAGAAUUCCCCCUAGAGGUCCUGGUGGAGAAAACGGCCCUCUCCCCCCCUCCAACAUCGCUGUUAUCGCAGGUGCAGCAGGAGGUUCAGCUUUCCUACUGCUUGUCACUGCUGUGAUCUGCGUGGUGUGCUACCGACGACGACACGCCAAGCAUUCUGAAUCACACCACCCUCCCCUCUCCCUCUCCUCCCUGACCUCGCCCAAACGGGGCUGCGUCGGGGGUGUAGGAGGCGGCAACAACAACGGCUCGGAGCCUAGCGACAUCAUCAUCCCGUUGCGGACUUCUGACUCCGCCUACUGCCCGCACUACGAGAAAGUGAGCGGGGAUUACGGCCAUCCGGUCUACAUCGUACAGGAGAUGCCCCCUCAGAGUCCCGCCAACAUCUACUAUAAAGUAUGAGAACCGGAGACAACCUUACCGACAACAUCUGCUAAGACCACACCACACCGACCUUAAACAACGACCUAAAUCCCACCCCCAAAGUCUGCACCCCAAUAGAUCAGAUCCUUUUACCUUCACACGCAUUUCUCCGACACACUGACCGUUCGUGGUCGAGUAUGUCUGUGUGUGUGUGUGUUACCAUUCUUCGCAAACUCACCCAACUUCGGCCUUUUGUUGGCGAGAGAAUGUCCUGAUGUGAGGGCCUCCCUCUCUCUGACAUCCCACAUGGGGAAAAAUUCUUAAAGCUAGAGAAGACCUCCUGGAGUGGAUCAGCCAACUGAAAAAAACAUGAACUCCUUUUUUGGGGGGCAUUCUGGAGCACAAGCAUCAAAACUUUUUCUGAUGUACUUGAAAAACUGAGACUAUAAACACACAAAAAA
Molecule: messenger RNA, 2376 nt
Organism: Sinocyclocheilus rhinocerous
Lineage: Eukaryota; Metazoa; Chordata; Actinopteri; Cypriniformes; Cyprinidae
Gene: efnb3b
Product: ephrin-B3b
Exons: 5
Coding region: 926-1954 (342 amino acids)
Biological process (GO): axon guidance; ephrin receptor signaling pathway
Cellular component (GO): plasma membrane
Molecular function (GO): ephrin receptor binding
Source: RefSeq, a predicted model, not a curated record